This is a messenger RNA of Lachancea lanzarotensis, 174 nucleotides long. Its product is annotated as LALA0S07e04236g1_1. The record is from RefSeq and is a predicted model, not a curated record. The coding region runs from base 1 to 174 and encodes 57 amino acids. The transcript has a single exon. Gene Ontology annotation, cellular component: membrane. Lineage: Eukaryota; Fungi; Ascomycota; Saccharomycetes; Saccharomycetales; Saccharomycetaceae.
AUGGCUCUCACCCUAACUGAUUUUUUCAAACUUCUAGGAGCUGUGAUUAUCCCACCUUUGGGAGUGUUUUUGGAGCGUGGCUGCACCUGUGACCUGUUGAUUAACAUCCUUUUGACGUGUCUGGGUUACAUUCCAGGUAUCGUGCACGCUGUCUACAUCAUUCUGAAAUAUUAA